AUGCUAAACGAUGCUCAUGAGCAUGGGGCAGCGGCUGAAGAUUAUUUGAGUCGAGGACUGUUAAUUCCAGCAGCGGAAGAACAUUUGAGGGCCGCUGAAGCUUACCACAAGGCGCUUGAUCGAAGCAACGACGAAUCUGCACGGCGCACAUUACGAAUGCUGGAGAAUGAACACAAGAAGGCUUCCAAGGACCUCAACAGAAAAAUUGACCAACUCAGGGCUGAAGGAAAAGAUCCCAGCCUUCCGCAAAAAACUGUCGUCGCCCAAACCUCCCAGCCUCCCCCUCCCACUCAACGACCAAUGUCCGACUCACAAGGAACUGUUGACGAGUCUUUUAUGCUUCUGGGUGGCCAACGCUCCGACCCAGGAGAUGCUUUCAACCAAUUCUGGAAUAUUAUGCAAGGAAUGCUGGACAACCUCUCGCAACCGGUGGCUUUUGCGACUGCCCCACUAGGUUUUCCUGAGAUCCACCCCACGGAACCUCUUAUACGUCAUGACGGAAACGCUUCAAGUGAUACUGACUUUGAGGAGCCCAUGGUGGCACGUUUUGCUCGGAGGCUGGGCAUGAGUAGCGAUGGUAGAAAAACAUCAAGCAUGCCCAAUGAGAAAGUUCCACCAAUAGCUGACGAUGACGAUUUCGAAGAAGGAGAUCACCUGACUGAAUCUUUCUUUUUAAUUCCAUCCGACACGGAUCCCGCGUCUCCGUCGCUGAAGCAGGAUAAUGUUACCCUCAAGCUUGAAAUUGAGUCCUUAAAGAAGCGCUUGGAGACCGCUGAACGGUCUCUCCAGCUCCGCAAAGAACAAGAUGCCCAGCUGCGCGAUAGCAUAUUUUUGGCGACCAAGGAAGCUCAACGUGCCAUGGGUCAAUCGAUUCUGUUGCCUUCCUCAUCCUUGAUGCGAGAGAUGCCCGGUUUCAAAACGGGUCGGGAGGCGCAAUAUGCUCGCCGAGUCAAAGAACUCGAAGAUGAGCUUCGGGCCCUACGGACUGAGAAUGAUAAACAGCGGUCGAUGAUUGUCCGUUAUCAAGAGAAAUGGGAAAAGCUCAAAGAAUCAGCCAAACGGCGCAAGGCAGCUACUACAUCGCUGGCUCGGACCAAAAUACCGGAGGAGCCGGAGCCUGAACCGGAUGGAAAAAACUAA
Mycena indigotica is the source of this 1140-nucleotide messenger RNA. RefSeq lists its product as uncharacterized. The record is from RefSeq and is a predicted model, not a curated record. NCBI's taxonomy places the organism in Eukaryota, Fungi, Basidiomycota, Agaricomycetes, Agaricales, Mycenaceae. The coding region runs from base 1 to 1140 and encodes 379 amino acids. The transcript has 10 exons.